Necator americanus (New World hookworm) is the source of this 2265-nucleotide messenger RNA. RefSeq lists its product as uncharacterized. Gene Ontology annotation, molecular function: protein tyrosine phosphatase activity. Gene Ontology annotation, biological process: protein dephosphorylation. The record is from RefSeq and is a predicted model, not a curated record. Lineage: Eukaryota; Metazoa; Nematoda; Chromadorea; Rhabditida; Ancylostomatidae. The transcript is spliced from 19 exons. Bases 1 to 2265 code for a protein of 754 amino acids.
AUGAAGGCUGGUUUGAAUAAUCCUACAUGUGAAUCAGAUCCUGUGGAGAAAGAGAGGGUAGAAGGAAUGGAGGAUAGUCGAGGAAGGAAGGAAGAGAAAGGAGAAAACAAAAUCUCAGAUGCUUCCGAGAGAAAGAGGAAAACGAAGUCAGAAAAAGAUAAAGAGGAAGACGGACAGCGUUCACAGCGAAAAAAGAAGCUGAAAAGUAGAGAGCAAAUGUCGGAAAGACGAAAAAAGAAAAAAAAGAGCCACGAUGCUUCCGGGAGAAAGAGGAAAAUGAAGUCAGAAAAGGAUAAAGAGCAGGACGGACAGCGGUCAGAGCGAAGAAAGAAGUUGAAAAUUCCCACUUCCAUGAACGUUGGUUCGGAUAAUCCUACUGGUGAAUCGAAGCGUGUAAAGAAGGAGAAGAAGGAUGAUAAGGAUAAGAAGGAGGAUAAGGAGAAGAAGGAUGAUAAGGAGAAGAAGGAUGAGAAAGAGAAAUUUGCGGAAGUUUCUGAAAGAAGGAAAAAACAGAAAGAAGAAAAAGAAAGAGAUAGAACAGUGGAUGUUUCUGAGAGAAAGAGAAAAGCAAAAAAAGAAAAAGAGAAAGGCGCAGAUGCUUCUGAACGAAGGAGAAAAAUGAAGGCAGAAAAGGAGAAGGAGAAAGAUGCACAGCUUUCCGAGCGAAAGAAAAAGCAGCAAAGCAGCGAUAACAAGAGUGAAAAGUCGGAAAGACGGAAAAAAGACAAGAAGCCGAGCGUAAUGCUUAAAGUAACAGAACAGUUAGAACGAUCAAAGGAAGCCGGAAAAAGCAUAGAGGAUAAAAAGAAAGAAAUGUCUAUUGAAAAGGUGUCGGAUGCAUCCGAACGAAAGAAGAAGAAACAACAGAGUUUCUUGAAAUUACGCGUGAAAAAGUUCGUGACUUCUUUACAAAAACCGGACAAUAAAGAUACGAAGCCGAAAGAAAACCUUGACAAAAUAGGAACCGCUGAAAAACUUAACAGGGAUAAAGCUCCUAAGGGACCCACAGAAGUACAAAAAACUGCAUUCACCACGUUCGUCAAAGGAGUUUUUGAGAAUGGAGUCGAAGGCCUAAUAAAAGAGUUUGCGAUACUCAAACCUUAUCUUGCUACUAAUUACUCGAGAGAAAUCUUUGAUCAAAAUAUGGCAAAAAACAGAUAUAAAGAUGUCAUUUGUAACGACAACACUCGGGUUAUCAUAAAAGACGGAAAAGGUUCCGAUUAUAUCCAUGCUAAUUAUGUGAAGGGGAACAAUCUUCUUAAUACAUUCAUAUGUACGCAGGGCCCUAUGAUUAACACGAUCGCAGAUUUUUGGCGUAUGGUGUUAUGCGAACAAGUUUCACAUAUUGUAAUGUUAUGUGAUACUAUAGAAUGUGGAAAGAGUAAAUGCGAACAAUACUGGCCAAAUUCUCAAGAUGAGAAAAUGGAGGUUGGAGACCUGGUGCUCACUAACAUAAAGAUGAAUACAAGCGAUAGUCAUGUAACGAGAUCAACAAUCUCAGUACAAGUUAAUAACGGUCCACACUAUUUUGUGAAACAUCACCGAUGGAAAACAUGGCCUGACAAGACCGUACCAAAAUCGUUAUUGGCUGUCUUUCGGAUUUUGCAAGUAGUACGCAGCACUCCUAAUCCAAUCAUUGUACAUUGCUCUGCAGGUAUAGGGCGAACGGGAUCAAUGGUCGCUAUCGAGAUGUCCUUACAAACUUUGCUUGCUGGUGAGAAAUUGAACUUAUUGGAAACAUGCCGUAAAUUGAGAGAUCAACGAAUGCAUAGCGUACAAGUAGAAGUACAGUACGUCUACAUAGCUGAGGCAUUGUGCGAAUACGGUAGAGCUAUGGGCUACUGGAAUCAACCAGAACUUCUUCAGAUGUUCACCAAAUUCAAGACCUCGUUCGAUGAAUAUGUAGCCAGACUGCCUGUUCCCGGUCAACCACCUGCACAGAUGCCCGCUCAACAGCAAAAUGCUCCGCCGCCUAACGUUCCAGGUCCACUCCCUCGUCAAAAUACGCCGGCACUAUUACCCAAUAUCGAGCCACUGCCACCUAUUGGUCUUGUACGAGCACAACCGGUGCAACCGCAGCUCAAUCCGAUUGGACCGCCGCCGGCAGCACCAGCGCAGCCGCAGGUAGCACCAGUGCAGCCACAGGCAGCACCAGCGCAGCCAAAUUUAGGCGCUGUUCCUAAUGGAGUUUUUCAAGCACCGGGUAUAACGCCAGAACAACAGCAACGAGUAUUACAAACUCCGGUAGUGGUUCCAACUGUCUGA